Cherax quadricarinatus is the source of this 5545-nucleotide messenger RNA. Lineage: Eukaryota; Metazoa; Arthropoda; Malacostraca; Decapoda; Parastacidae. The record is from RefSeq and is a predicted model, not a curated record.
AUCACCUAGGAACUAGCUCUAAGAGAUUCCAAAUAGAACACUACUGUUAGAUAUGUGUAAAUGGUGAACUUAAAUGGUGUUAUUUUAAAGGAACGCGAAGAAGUGCCGUUAAGAACACGAAAUAAAGGAACGCCACUUGAGGAGUUAAAUAACAGAGGGGGUGAAGAAGUUAAACCAGAGGAGUGAAGGAAUGUUGAAGACUAAUAUAGGGGGAAGUAGACGUUAAAGGAUAUGAAGGGUGAGGGGAGACUCUGGAGGAGAAGGAUGAAGUUGAAGGAGUACUGGAGGAUCGUCCUAUACUUGACACCCCAGAACCAGCAGCAGCACCAGCAGGAGCACCAGCAGGAGCACCAGCAGCAGACUAAGAGCAUCAGCACCACUAAACGUGUGGAAGAGGAGGUGGAGAUGCGGGUGUCGGAGGAUGAAGGAGUGGUGGAGGCUGAGGAUGCUACCAUCCCUGCCCCACACUUACGCCCACCUAUGUUCAACCCUGAGGACUACGCCCACGCCCUCGCUAAGUACGCCCGCAUGGCCCACCUCUAUAUCCCCGAGCUGCCCAAGGAGAAGAAGGGCCGCGGUCGUGAGAGAGAGAAGAACAUAGCGAGGGAAGCGCCGCCAGAGAUGUCCCUCAGACAGUUCAGUUCCUUGCCGGAGUUACUCAAGAGGCUGAGAGAGGACCUCAAGAUGUCCUACCUCAGCUUCGUGAAGGAAUUCGUGAGGGAUCCUCACGAUGGAGUGACCUUGCUUCUGGACGUGCUCAAGAUGGUCCAGCUGGCCCAGACUGACCUUAAUGGAUCAGCUAACAGCCGGGAACAGCAGCUGGCGCUGCGCCGAGCUCUCAUCGAUGAAAACGAGUGUCUCUCCUGCCUGAGGUUCAGCAUGCGCUCCACCGACGCCACUUUCAAGCUGGCCCACUACCCGCAUGGUCUCUACGCUCUUGCCGUUGCCACAAUGAGCAGUCUGGCACGGAGCCGCACCCUGGCCCUCCAGUUGCUGACACGGGCUUGUGUGACAUCAACAGUGGGCCACCGUCAGGUAGUGGAUGCCCUUGCAACUCUCCGUCUCCGCUUUGCCGAACCUGUCAAGUGCAAGUUCCUGGUCUCCAUGAUGCUCUCCCACCCCCACCCCAGCUUCCAAUUGUGGGGGCUGAGGUUCGUGAAUGCUCUGGUGGCCUCGACGGGCAGUGUGAGGGAGAGGAUCUACUUGCAGGAGGAGCUGGCUGAGGCUGGUUUCGAUCCUGCUGCCCUCAGGAAGAUCAUUGAACGCAGUGGCUCGGAGCACCUCCAGCAGCAGGCCGUAGAGGAGUUGAGUCGCUGGAAUGCUGCCUACCUUGACGUGAGCGGCCUGGAGAAUGAGGUGCAGGGCCUACGCACCUCCAACAGCACCUUACAGGAGGAACUUAAAAAGCUCAGGGAUGCCAACAUGAAACUCCUCGAAGAAAACGUUCUCCUGAAGACUGUUGGUGGAGAUGUGGAAGAGCGGUACGAAGCCCUUAGACGGCGUCUGGAACAGAAUGGUCUUCCAGUUGCUCCUUCCCCUGUCCCUUCCAUCAGCGACUCUGACCUCUCCUCCAUCAACACUCUGAGGCACACCACGGUGAGUCGUAACUCCAUCUCGCCCUCCAGGAAUGGCGAUGCAAGGAGUGCCAUCACUGAGACAGAUUCUGUUAUAUUUACUCAAGGAGGAGAGAGGUCUGUCACACCUGUGUGGAACAGUAUUCCUCAGAACUCUGCUGAACCUGUCAGCAGAAAGACUUCUAUUUCUUCCACCGACACUGUCGCCCCUUCGCGCCCCUUAUCUGCCUCUAGUUCCAAUCUUCUCCAGUGUGUCAGUAGGGCGAGACAUCAAUCUGCCUCAUCAUCUCCUGAACCAAGGUUGAUCUCUCCAUUAAGGAGCUCUGCAGCAUCACCAGUUAGGAACGGGGAAGCAAGAGAUGAUGUUAAGAGGGAGGAUGACACACCAGUCAGAACCUCACCAACACAAGAGCCUAAGAGAAAGCGAAUCAUCUCGGGGGAAAGAUUUAACGAACAUAUGCCCACAACACUCAUUGAUAUGUCAUACUGUGGUGAGAAGCCUCUAUCUCCUGAUGCAGCACUGCAGUGUGACAGGAAUAAGUCACCGUUUGCUGUCAAACAGAUAUCUCAAGACCUUAAAAAGCUAAAUAGAUCAAACAGUCGACAACGCCAGCAGGUUUCUGAUGAGCCACCACUGAUGAAUGGCUCCUCGAACAGAUUCUGAGAAGAGAGGAGCAGCUUGACUAGUCCAGUGCAGAGUGAUGGUCGGCCAGGGAGCAACACCUCCACAGCCUCUCAGAUGGCCUCGACCAGCUCAGCAUCACCAACUGAUGUAAAAAGGAAGGCUCCAAAGCCUCCUUCUGGCCCAACUAGUCCCUUGUCAUCCUCAACCUCUUCUCUCUCAUCUUCAUCCUCCAUCUCCUCCAAUGUAGGAGGGGAGCGGAAGGAUCCCGAGUACAUGAAUGUACCCCGGCGGGAGUCGCCCCAAAAUAAGACUCGUAGUAUAUCACCUGCCAGUAAAGCCAGGAGUGGGAGCGAUGAAGGUGAUCUCGACUAUGAACGUGACAUGAUAGUGUACGAGGCCAUCACUCUUGCCAACGACAGGAUUUUCAUUGACAAGAACAAUACCCAAGGCUCCCGUGACUCUGAUAAGAGUCUGAGCUCAACGGAGACAAAGGGCAGCCUGGAGGCUGAAGACAACCAAGGAGGCUACCCAGAUGGCCCUUGUGUUCAAAAGUCAGUGCAUCACUACGAGAAUCUGGUGAUGAUGUCUGAUCACUUUGAGAUGGCACCCGAGAAAGGAAACGAGAACGGUGAAAGGCAAGAGAAGGAAGAACAAAUUGAUAGGAAUCAGGAACUUAAAACAGAAAAACUAGAUGAUGUAACUGAAAAAGAAGUAGAAGCUGUGAUGUCAGGCCUUGAGAAUGUGUUAAGAAGUGCCGAGUCUUCGCUGAGCUUGGUGUCACAAGAGACAGUCAAGGAAAAUCCACUCCUAAAGGGAAACUUCGAAGAUCGGGCAAGCCCGGAAAAUAUUACUAACGAAGAACUUGAAAUUGUACCAAAUAGAAUUCCACAGCUGCCAGCAAGAUCUCGGUCUCGCAAUUCACAGACUGGAAGUGGCCAACGAGAUCCAGUUUUAUUUCUGGAGAUUGAAUCUCCAGCAGAAACUAGUGAUACUGACACACUGCUUCAUAGCAGCCAACCACCACCUAGUCCACACACCAUAGAGACAGAAUCCACCAAGUCUUUUGGCUUCGUGCGUCCAGAGAGAACGCUUCGGCGUCACGAGACCUUCAUUGACCGUAGCAACAAUGAGCGUGAAUCUCGGGAGGAGCGCCGACGGGGUAUCAAACGCAGUGAGAGUUUCCAGGCCAGCAAUAGGACAGAGUACAACAGCCAUCGAUCAUAUUCCCCAAGACGGCGAGACGUUACAGAUCUUCUGGUGCCUUUAGAGGAAAAAGAGGUUCACAUAAGUGGUCGGAUGUUCACAAAAUACACCCCACAUGAAGUUGAGCGUCGCAAUCGUGUCAAUGAACUUAUCACUGCUGAGAUGAAUCGGCGCAAGAACCGCAGUGUGGAAGACCGCCUUGAUCAGUGGUUCGAGAGUCAGGGUGCGGACGGUGAGUGGACACUCAAAUGGAAAUACCCGGAUAUCCAUUAUGAAGAUGGGAAACCUUGCCGUAAGAAAAGCAGUCGUAGGCAUGAGAGUCAGUCGCCAACUCGUUAUGAGGACAACAGAAAAUCUUCUAGAUCGAAGGAAAACAGAUCAUCGUCAAAGCACCAGGAUAAAGCUCCACUUUUGAAAUACCCCGCUGACAUCCCUGGUCUCCCACCUAAACCAUCUCGUGUUGGAAAACAACUUAAAUUCUCCAACUCUGAAAUCUGUGCCUUCAGUGGGUUUAAGAACCCCAAUGGCUUCCGGGAGAGUGAUUAUGGACCAAACUUCAUGCUCAACAAGCCACCCGCCCGCCUGCCAGCUAGCGACUAUGGUGGACGAGACUACCCACCUCCUCCUCGUGGACGGAGCUUAAGGGAGAAAGUGAUGGGAGGGCGCCGGAAAGGAGAAAUAGAUCCAGACAUUCCGACGCCAGAUUACUCAGCCACGCCAGCCAGCACUAUGUCCACAGUGAUCAAUGGCUCGCCUUCGAAACACAUCCUAGACAUGCCGUCAGGACUUUACUGAGUUCCAGUCUGAAAAAUUACCUCUUCUUCGUGGACAGAUCAUUCAGAGAAUCUGCAAAUUAGUGUACAUAAAAAACAAUAAGAUUUUCACAGUUUUCAGUUCUAAAAAUACUAUGAUUAUUUCAAGUGAAUUUCCACACUGGUAAGAUAAAUGUGAAAGUGAAUAUAUCAGAAAUAUGCAGAAUAUCUGCGGUUAAUUAAACUUACGCAGAGAGGUUGAGAAAUGUGUAAGUGUACAUACAAUGAACAUCCCACUCGGGUUACCUGCAAUAUAUUUGGUCACAUAAGCAAGUGAAAAAACUCAUUUGUGUGCAAUAUUUGAGAAAUUUAUGUAUAUAUGUUUGAAAAGAAUAUUAGUGAAAACAGAAAAUAAAACCCAAGUGCUUUGAUGUGCUUACAUACGUUAGAACUCAGGUUCUAUUUCCCGUUCUCAAAGUGGUAUUUUCUCAUGUCUGCAAUCACGCAUUGCAUUGUGAUUUCUUCCUGUAUAUAUGUAAAAAGAAAAGUGUGCAUUACCAUUUUUCAUUUAAACUGAGUUUAUAAUUGUGACAUUGAAGAACAGACUAACCAUACCACAGGCGGGGAUAGAACCCGCGAUCAGAGUGUCUCAAAACUCAAAACAGACUGUUGUGAUGUACAUUUCUUUUGUUCAUAGAUUUUUCCCGAUAUUGCCGACAUUGGUUUUAUAAUCCCCCCCCCCCCCAUGUUCAUUUUUAUCCAAUUUCAAUGCAGUUGGAUAUUUGAUGGUUCAUUGUAAUUUUCUCCCCUCCCCCCCCCAAAAAAAAAAGAUGAAUAUUUAAGACAGCUGCUCAAAAAGAUUGUCUUGUUUAAGGAAGAUAAUAUAAACAUGCUACUGUAUACUGAAAGCAAGACGAAUUUUGAAGUGGUCUUUUUUUUUUAAUUUAUACAGGGGAAGGGGCUCAAAAUUGCUCCUCAGUCCUCAAAAUUUAAGAAUGCAAUCAGCAAAAAAAGUUUCUGGAGGAAAUGCAAUAAAUUAAUUUGUUAAACCUGUGAUAUGAUCUAGGAAGACUCUGAGAUGGAAAUUAUAAAUCGCGGGGAGGCACCAAAUUCAUAGGGGUCAUGCAGCUCCUGGGGAGGGGAGGAGUGUGCCAGUUCCUGGGAUCAAAAACCCUUUGCCAACGUAUGGAAAUGUUGCAUCAUAGUCAGUGUGUUGAAAUAUAUAUACUUCCUUUCUUGUACAAUAUAAUGGGGAAUAAAAUAUUAAUGUUAAUUUGCCCAAACUGAAAAUUAUGAUUAUUCCUAUUUGCGAGGGGAUACUGUUCCUAUUAUAAUUUUAACCUUAUUAAUGAGCAAGUGUAAUUUUUGGGGACUUAAAAUUGGUAAGAAUA